Molecule: messenger RNA, 1122 nt
Organism: Pan troglodytes (chimpanzee)
Lineage: Eukaryota; Metazoa; Chordata; Mammalia; Primates; Hominidae
Gene: NGF
Product: nerve growth factor
Exons: 3
Coding region: 244-969 (241 amino acids)
Biological process (GO): nerve development; nerve growth factor signaling pathway; negative regulation of neuron apoptotic process
Cellular component (GO): axon; dendrite; synaptic vesicle
Molecular function (GO): nerve growth factor receptor binding; growth factor activity
Source: RefSeq, a predicted model, not a curated record
GACUCAGGAGUACGGGAGGAGGGGCUAAGAAUUCAAGAAGCCUGUGUGAGAGCAGCUCGGCGCUCCGGCACAGCAGAGAGCGCUGGGAGCCGGAGGGGAGCGCAGCGAGUUUUGGCCAGUGGUCGUGCAGUCCAAGGGGCUGGAUGGCAUGCUGGACCCAAGCUCAGCUCAGCGUCCGGACCCAAUAACAGUUUUACCAAGGGAGCAGCUUUCUAUCCUGGCCACACUGAGGUGCAUAGCGUAAUGUCCAUGUUGUUCUACACUCUGAUCACAGCUUUUCUGAUCGGCACACAGGCGGAACCACACUCAGAGAGCAAUGUCCCUGCAGGACACACCAUCCCCCAAGCCCACUGGACUAAACUUCAGCAUUCCCUUGACACUGCCCUUCGCAGAGCCCGCAGCGCCCCGGCAGCAGCGAUAGCUGCACGUGUGGCAGGGCAGACCCGCAACAUUACUGUGGACCCCAGGCUGUUUAAAAAGCGGCGACUCCGUUCACCCCGUGUGCUGUUUAGCACCCAGCCCCCACCUGAAGCUGCAGACACUCAGGAUCUGGACUUCGAGGUCGGUGGUGCUGCCCCCUUCAACAGGACUCACAGGAGCAAGCGGUCAUCAUCCCAUCCCAUCUUCCACAGGGGCGAAUUCUCGGUGUGUGACAGUGUCAGCGUGUGGGUUGGGGAUAAGACCACCGCCACAGACAUCAAGGGCAAGGAGGUGAUGGUGUUGGGAGAGGUGAACAUUAACAACAGUGUAUUCAAACAGUACUUUUUUGAGACCAAGUGCCGGGACCCAAAUCCCGUUGACAGCGGGUGCCGGGGCAUUGACUCAAAGCACUGGAACUCAUAUUGUACCACGACUCACACCUUUGUCAAGGCGCUGACCAUGGAUGGCAAGCAGGCUGCCUGGCGGUUUAUCCGGAUAGAUACGGCCUGUGUGUGUGUGCUCAGCAGGAAGGCUGUGAGAAGAGCCUGACCUGCCGACACGCUCCCUCCCCCUGCCCCUUCUACACUCUCCUGGGCCCCUCCCUACCUCAACCUGUAAAUUAUUUUAAAUUAUAAGGACUGCAUGGUAAUUUAUAGUUUAUACAGUUUUAAAGAAUCAUUAUUUAUUAAAUUUUUGGAAGCA